Molecule: messenger RNA, 441 nt
Organism: Strongylus vulgaris
Lineage: Eukaryota; Metazoa; Nematoda; Chromadorea; Rhabditida; Strongylidae
Source: the annotation of a GenBank genome assembly
AUGGAAACGCUGUCAGCAGUUAUGAAUUCCUUCUACUUCAUUUUGCCCUUAUUAGCUAUAUUAGUCAUAUUUGCCCAAAGUUCCUACGCAAGCAUCUUGGAAGAAGGUUUUAACAGGUUCUUUAAGCGAGCUUAUAGUGAUUCUUUUGAGUCAUUUCUAGAAGAGCCCGCUUUUGGUGUAAAGCCGGAACACAUACACUAUCCCACACAUGUUCACGCUCCAGUAACUGCAGCAUUUCCUGUCGCUCCAGUUGCAACUGUGGUUCCAUCUCUUUCUGCUGUUCCUGUAUCUCCUGCAUUAGGCUACCACCAUAUGUUCCCGUAUGGUCAUUACUAUCAUCCUUUUGCAGCUGUUCACAAUUUGGCAAAGUCUUAUGCAAAAGUGGACAUUCCUCUGGAACAUCGGUAUUUUCUGGAAGCGGACAUCUGCCCCAUGGCUUAG